AAAGUUAAAUCAUGUUAUGUUUAUGAGCUUAGACGAAUUAUAUAUUGUAGGUGUCAUAGGACCUAGGGGCCGAAGCUUCAGUACAAAGACUUUUGGUUGCGGAAAUAAAUUAGUAGGUACAGAAAUCAGACAGUAAGAGUGCAUUAAUUUCAACUAUGUUUACAUAGUGAAUUGGUCUAGUGGUGUAAUACCAGGUAGGUUAAAAUAAACAUGAGUUCGAUCCCGGAUAACAAUAAGAUUUUUUAAGUGUUUUUUUUAUCUCAAUUGUUUAAAAACUAUUUAAAAGUAAGUGUUCCUCGAUGGAAAAAAAACUUAAAAGCUAAAAUCUCCAUUUAAAAUUGCCGCAGUUUUAGUUCUAAAAAUAUUCCGUUUGCGGAAAUAAUCUAUCGGAAAUAAUCGGAGUCUAUAAUCUAAUCUGUGUUGUUGCCAUAGAUAAUGCAGACUCGACUAUGAUAGAGUAUUCAUGGAGUAUUCUAGAAUUCUAGAUCUAUGGGUAGAUUUGAAAUUGAGUGUACCUUGGAGGAAUGAAUUAAUUCCGCCGAGGUACAGUCAACAAGAACAAGUACAACAACAAGAGUCAAGAGCACGUAAACAAAUAAAUAAAAAAUCCUAAAAACACCAAAAAUAUUUUUUUUUUUAUUGAAAACCACGUUACCACCUCUAAGGGACUGCAUAUAUAAUGUAUCAUCUAUGAGGGACUGUAACAUUUGUUCAGUCGUCGGAGUUGCGCUGAUCGUCAAAUACUAAUUUUACAUCCAAACAGUUACGCGAUUUACCUGCUGGAAAAACAAGAUGGUCAUGCAGGUGUUGGUAAGGUUAUUUAUGAUUUAUCUACUUUAGCGAGUCUUCCAAAUUGCCUCUUUUUGUUAAGAUACGCGUAUUAAAUACGUGGGAUGACUAAAACUUUGUUUCCACAGUAGCUCUGUACUCUGGUAGUGACUGACCAGAGUCCAGAACUACCUAGUGUUAUGGAAAUUGGAAUUCAAAAAUGUUAUCAUGAUAAGGUAAGGCCAUUUAGCUAAAGCUGAAGGUAUUCGUAUUUCUGGGUUCGAUUCUUGAGCUCCGAUGAACAGUAGGUACGUUUUUAUAUGAUUGGUGUUGCGCCUAGGUAAUCGCCUACGUAAACGGAUGACAUAAGUUUUUAGCUCAUAUAAAAGACGUCUGAGUAGCCCCUUUGCGCUAACCGUCAACUCACCUAACACCACAUGGACAAGUGCAUGUGUCUGUUAUGAUGCUAACACAAAAUAAACUUAAUAAUGCUAACAUAAAAUAAACUUAUAACUGCAGUUCAGCAGUACGUCUUAGACGUGAAACUUCUUUAAAAUAAUAUUAGACGACCUAGGCGUAGGUACCUACCUACAUACCGAAGUUUACACAAAUCAUGCACCUGGAAUAAAUAUCCAUUAGGUUAUUUAACUACCUAGUAAAUAUUAAGUAUACCAAAUCAAUUUAAUUAAAAUCUUAAUCUUUUUAGGAGAUCAAAACAUAAUCACCCCUGUAAUAAAACAUUCUUUUACGAGAAGAGCUCACAGCACGACUUGCGGUCCAUUCGGCAACUCGAAAAGCAGAGACCUUAUUUGCAUCCAAGCUUUGGACGGCACAUUGAGUAUAUUUGAUCAAGACACAUUCUUGUUUAUGUGCAUUUUCAACGACAUAAUUAUACCUGGGCCGAUUAACUACGUGGCUACUAGUGAUCUAUUCAUAAUUACGAAAUCAACUUGGAUACUGGAAAUCUACAGUUAUCAGCAGUUAUGCGAAUUCAGUGAGUUAAGCAUGCGACCAAAUAAGAAUAACACCCGCAUACCGCAAUGGACUUACAACGCAGGAGAAGAAAUCAUGUCAAUACAAGUAAUUCGGACGAGCACGAAUUUCGCCAGUAUUAUUGCGUUAGGCGAAAGGCACCUCUACUGUUUCCAAGAUAAUGGAUUAAUGAAAUAUAUUAUAAGAUUUGAUUAUAUACCAAUUUGCUUUCACGCUUAUUUAAUCGGCUGGUACUAUGAACCUAAUUCUAGAUUGCUUGUGAUGGUAACGUCAGAAGAUGCAAAGUUAUAUGUUUACGAAGCCACGACACUGCUGUGGUCAUGCGAUUUGGCGCACAAGGCAAUAUCACUUUCCCGAUGUUUUCUAAGCUCUCUGCCAGGUGGACUGUUGACGUUGUCAAAUAACGGGAUAGUCAAUGUUAGUUAUUUGGGAACCGAACCGGACUUGAAUCCAAAUGCCAUUCCCAUUAACGAAGCGUUCGAUCCUAAACAAGUACAAGACGAUUUAGAGAAAGUGGAGGAAUCCUUGCAAAAAAUUAUGGAUGCCAAAGAAGGUUUAGACGAACAUGACAUGGACACAGAAGAUAUAAUCAAAAUAAAACUCGAGUGCGGAAAACCUGCAAGAAAUAUUUUUUCCCAAUUUGAAAUAGAAAACGCAGUAGAACCUUUGCAAACGUGUCCAGUGAUUGUUGUCAUAACAUGUGAAGAUCCAAAAAAUGUUCAAAGCCUACAAAUAACUUAUGAUUGUAUACCGCCUCUAAUUUCAUCUGAGACAACAAUAUGUCUAGACACUAUUAAUGGUACAGAAAUAGUUGAAACUUAUAUUAUCCUAUCAGGAGACGCUGAUAUCUCUGAAAGUAGAAUUAAUAUAAAAUUUACGGUUACCGACAAUAUGGGAAAAGUGAAGGUACUUUCAAAGAGUACAUUGCUUCCACUUGGUUUAUAUUGCUAUCCUUUGGAGGCGGUAGAAGAAAAUAGUUAUCAAAUGACCAUUGAAACAAAUCAGACCAAACUGGAUCUAACUGAAAUACUGUCAGAUUUUAGUAAAGAAGAAUUAGCAAGUUAUAUUUCUAAUGACACACUAACUUUCGCAUAUCGGACGUCGCAAAAAACUGUAACCAUUAAAGCAUACGAUAAUAACAUGUACAGAAUAGAGGCAAAUGAAGUUACAGAAAUAGCUCCGAUGUUGAACCACUUUGUACAGAGACUUGAGGACCAUUACAAGCGUAUAGAUGUAGCAGAGUUCGAAAUGAACGUUGGUAUUAAUGGCGAAAUAAUUCGACAAAUAAUGCACAAGUUUUUGAAAAGCGUUGAAUUGCAUGCUCGGCAAAGAGUUAAAUUAAAAGAUCUAGAAGAAGAACUGAACGUGCUUCAGAGACAAUUCACUUUGAUACAGAAACGAUUACUGGUGCAAUAUGGAUCUUUGCCUCCAGGUGAUUGCGAUCCCUUGGAAUUCCUCAUGAAAGACACACACGAGCGAAUUAAAACUGUAGCUCAUGAAAUCAUGGAAAGCAAAAACUGUGUGGUCAGGGCAGGGAAUACGAUGCGGACAAUUGGAUCUCUUAUUGUUUACAUUCUGAAAGAGGCAGUUAGCGACCAUUUGAAGGUCAAACUCAUUGAAGAAAUGUUGUCUUUAGAAACACUAAACGGUCAUUUUCAGGAAUGGGAGGAAGCCGUUGCUCAAGUAUCUUCAUACAUUCUCAACAAGAUUCUCAAAAAAUCAGAAAAGGAUAAAGAAAAACUAGCGCCCGUCACCGAUCAAGAUAUACUCUCACAAACCAACCUUAAGAAACUUUUAAAGCAGUUGCGAGUCAUAUUGGAAAAAGUAUUUUUCAAUGUUCAAGAAACAGCUACUGAUGAGGGCAAGGGAAACAUAACACGCAUAGAAGAAUUUGUUGAAGUUAUAUAA
Molecule: messenger RNA, 3669 nt
Organism: Bicyclus anynana (squinting bush brown)
Lineage: Eukaryota; Metazoa; Arthropoda; Insecta; Lepidoptera; Nymphalidae
Gene: BBS9
Product: protein PTHB1
Exons: 10
Coding region: 1636-3669 (677 amino acids)
Biological process (GO): cilium assembly
Cellular component (GO): membrane; BBSome
Molecular function (GO): protein binding
Source: RefSeq, a predicted model, not a curated record